This is a messenger RNA of Marchantia polymorpha subsp. ruderalis, 1378 nucleotides long. NCBI's taxonomy places the organism in Eukaryota, Viridiplantae, Streptophyta, Marchantiopsida, Marchantiales, Marchantiaceae. The record is from the annotation of a GenBank genome assembly.
UCCCAGUGGAAACGUAUGUCAUGAAUUAUAGCGAUCGUUCUUAUUUCACUCCCGUCCAAGAAAAAACCUCUGUUUCCUCAUUCGAAGUUCACGACGAGCAAUUUAGCCGGUAUAGUGAGAGUUUGGAGUGAGUCCAAUAGAUGCCGCGUACGACUGCUCGCAGAUGAACGGAGCCAUUUUCAGAGAAUGGCACGAUUGUUGUGGAGCAGGGAUGGUCGGUCGGUCUGUCGAUCCACAAAUGACUCUGGCACUAACGGCUCAAAUUAUUUGCCAUAUCGGACGUCAUUUCAGUUCAUCGUGUUGUUCUAGUUUUAUGGAAUCAGAUGUUGCAGAGGCCGCACAUGUUGCCGACUGGAAAAAAAUUUAUUGCAGAUGCUGGUGUACGGCACGUGCACUUGUUCUGUGUUUUCUGUCGACCACGGAUCUCAGCAUUUCUACACGUCUGGUAUAUAGUACUAAUAAGAAUCAGGAAGUCCCUCUUUCUUCAGUAGCUGAUGAAUACUUUGUAUCAUACACGUCUUGGAAUUUUUCAGUAUCCUAUGGCCGCUCAACUUUUCUACAAAAUAUGUAAACUGGUGAAACCUGCUUUCUCUGAUCAAUACACUGCAAUACUGAAGAUUUCCCUGGUGAGUUGAGCAAACUAUUUGACUCCGUUGUCCUGGGCUUUGUAGAAUAAUGGCCUUUUUGUUUCUCCUACAUUGGAGGAGUACUCAAUGCUGAGAGUUAUAUUGAAGAAUCAAUGCUAAUCAGAAGCAAUUUAGUCCUGUCGCGUGGUUUAGGUGUCUUCCAAUUUCCAAAUUUCGAGAGGUGUGUCUAGUAAUUGAAACCUCGAGAAUAAGAGAUGGUCGUUUUUACUGGCAAUUUUCGGGGCUUGUACUGUUUUGCAACUAACCUUCUUCGUUUCGUUCUCUCCCUGUAGUGUCUGGUUAUUUCAAAGGUAGCCUGUUGAUAUCUUGGGUGUGAUCUUCCUUGAAGUGUAAGCGCGAAUGACAUGUAUCAUAGAUCUUUAUGCUUUGUUUGACAUGUAGGGAGAAAAAGAGUAGUAUUCUCAUUCUUGUUCACAUUCCAGGACGUUCAAAGUGGACGACAAAGCAUUGACGAAAGUAACAAAGUUGCUCUUGAUAAUUGAAAUAUGAACAUCGUUUCAAAGAAUACGGUAGCAUGUGAAAAUGCACAGAUUUAAUAGACAUAUUGGUCUUGCAAUUGGCGAAUCUCUAAGCUUUCGAGUGUCUUUUAAGUUUUGCUUCCGACGAGUGGUAUGGUGUCUCUUCAGCACUCGAUCUUUCUUGUACACAGGUCAAAUUUUUCAUAAAAACAAAACCACAACGACUCCGACCUAUCGCGCUACGCACCGAAUUCGGUUGGAGAUCAUUUUUAA